ACACUCAUUAGAGUCAACAAUAAGCGCAAUGCAGGUUCAGAAACUCUGUUUUCUUGCCAUGUUCUUGGCUCACACCAUUUUCGCCGUCAAUCUCAGCCUCCAAACCUUAAACAUAGCCUUCCUUGGAGACGCAGAGCUCGGUCCUGCUUCAGAUGGUGUGAGUCGCUCCGGAGCUCUCUCCAUGACCCGAGACGCAAACCCUUUCUCUCACGGCCAAGGUCUUUGGUCCACUCCAAUCCCUUUCAAGCCUUCUUCAAACGCUUCUUCUCCUUCUCCACCUUAUCCAUUUGAAACUUCUUUCGUUUUCUCCAUUGCUCCUCGCACCAAACCAGCCCUGGGACAUGGCCUCGCCUUCAUCGUGGUCCCAGCUCUCGACAACAGCGGUGCAGGACCCGCUGGAUUCCUCGGAAUCCUUUACAAAACCAACUAUGGCAACCCUGAAAACCAUGUCUUCGCUGUUGAGUUCGAUGUUUUUCAGGACAAACAUCUUGGAGACAUUAAUGAUAAUCAUGUUGGUGUAUACGUUAACUCUCUUACAUCCGUUGUGGCCGAGAAAGCUGGCUAUUAGGUUCAAACAGUGAUAGGGAAAAGGAAACUGUGGAGGUACAAGGAGGUGAAGCUGAGCAACGGAGAGAGGUACAAGGCUUGGAUU
Molecule: messenger RNA, 652 nt
Organism: Eruca vesicaria subsp. sativa (arugula)
Lineage: Eukaryota; Viridiplantae; Streptophyta; Magnoliopsida; Brassicales; Brassicaceae
Source: the annotation of a GenBank genome assembly